UACAUGCGAUUAGAUAUUCGAAAUAUUGAGUUUGUUCCAUGCAUUUAGUAUGUCAUCGAAAAAUUCAAAAUCGCAGCCGAGAACUCUUCUAAACGAAAUGUGGCGUAGCCUUGUCAGUAUAAUCUGUUUAUCGUUCAUAUUGUUUGAAGUACUUCAUUCAGGGGUGUCUUCGAAAAGAUAUCGUCGAGUUACUGGUGGUAGUCUUAUGGAAAUUAAGGACAUGCCGUUUUUAGUUUCACUCCGAUAUAAUGGAUCAUAUUUUUGCGCUGGGAGUAUCCUGAGUAAGAGGUCUAUAAUAACAGCUGCAAGUUGCGAGAAACCCGAAGUGGAGAGAAUCAAAGUCAGAGUGGGUUCCAGUUUCUACAAUAAAAAAGGAAAAACAAUAAGAGCCCACGAGUUCAUACCGCACCCAGACUUCGACAACGAAACAUUGGAAAAGGACGUGGCCAUCAUUAUUCUCAAAGAAGAGAUGCGUUACACGACAAACAUACUGCCGGCAACGCUCCCCGAAGCUGGCAAAAAGGUUCCCGAAUCAGAGGAGUUCGUGAGGAUUGCCGGAUGGGGCUACACCGACCCAAAAACGGACAUAAAUUCAUCAGAAGAAAUGAGAUCGGUGGAAUUGCCAAUAAUGUCGCAGGCGACUUGUAAAAACUGUUACCCCGACAGGGAAAUCACGGACUUGGUGUUUUGCGCUGGUUAUUUUCUCGGGGGUAAGGGGCCGUCGACGGGAGACAUAGGUGGCCCUGUUGUUUACAAAGGUCUUCAGUAUGGGAUUGUUUCCUUUACCGGGGACGCUGGCGCUUACCCUAUGAGCCCUGCAAUAUUUACAUCUGUUCAGAAAGUGAGAGAAUUUAUACGAAGGUACAGAAAAUAAACCUAACCUCAAUUCAUAAAUCAAACCAAGUGAAGUGAUACACAUUAACUUACUUUGGAUUGUUUGAGAACACGGUAUCUUAUAAUUGUAACUCUUUUGAACUAUGGAACAUUAUAAUGUUUAGUUUGUAUGGGGAUUUAGAGUUGACACAUGAAUCAAACAUUCAGAAAUAUAUACACACCGGUAAAAUUAGGGCAACGAACUAAAAAGUUUAUAGUUCAUUUUCUCUCGAACCUAUUGACUGAUUUUAGAAAAUAUAUUUUUGAAUUGUAGUUCAUUUCCUCGGGAAUAUAACUCUUUGUUCAGAUGUCGUAGUUUUCAACUUGCUUCAUUUUUAUAUAGAAAGGUGUAAAAAAAUGAAGACAAGGUUUUAUUCAGAACACUCUGUCGAAAAACGAAUAUUUUUACGAACACUCAGAUGUUGCCUCAUCUUUUCUGAACAUAAUUAUUAUCUACAAAAUGAAUAUCAAUAAUUCAGAUAAUCAUUUCUUCUGCAUAGUUUUCCAAUAAAAGGUUUUUUCGAUAGAAAUCGAUAGAUAUACAUUUCAAUGUAAAGAGUAUACUCCACUCAAUGGCCAUUAACGAUGCAAAAUGAUAUAAUUCAAAUGGCCACCAUGGCUACGGUGGCAGCAACAUAUCCUUAACAGUUACUUAAUAAAACACAGUGGCGACAAUUCAUUCAAAUUGAGCUUAAAAAUGGCGAACGAUAUGGCUUCACCAUAGAAAUUAAGAAAACUGACUGGACUGAACUGACACUUUGUCAAAAUUGAAAUUAUUGGACCUGAUAGUAUUUGAUUGUAUAUAGAACAAAUUUAUUCAACUGAAGAAUACUACAGUGACUUAAUAAAAUGGGCCUCACAUUCUGAAUAAAUCCCUGAAAUCAGGUAAAUGGAGAAUGUAAGAAAAAGCCGGCAUAUUUAGGAUCAGCCAAUCAUAAACGAAACCACUAAGCCAGAAAACUUUCCA
This is a messenger RNA of Harmonia axyridis, 1840 nucleotides long. Its product is annotated as trypsin-7-like. Lineage: Eukaryota; Metazoa; Arthropoda; Insecta; Coleoptera; Coccinellidae. Bases 50 to 874 code for a protein of 274 amino acids. The transcript is spliced from 3 exons. Gene Ontology annotation, molecular function: serine-type endopeptidase activity. Gene Ontology annotation, biological process: proteolysis. The record is from RefSeq and is a predicted model, not a curated record.